AUGAGUACCAACCGUCCACCAUUCAUCGCCAACUUCCUGGCCGCAUUUCGCGCCCAGUCGACCUACAAAGCCACCUCCCAAUCAACCGGCUCCUCCACUCUCUCCUCCACACAGAUCUCGCAAAAUGCUCGUACGAUAGCCACCAAGGCCGCCAGCCCCGGUGCGUCGGCGUCCGCACAAGCCGGGUCCUCAUCGGCAGCCUCUCACCACCAUGCCUCAUCUUCUUCCUCGGCCGCAGGACCCGGUCAACCACCAAGCUCAAGUUCAAACUCUGGGGCAAAUGCUAAUGCCCACCACUACCAUCACGACUCUUCUUCCAUGACCGCUUCUUCACCCCCGACCCCAUCCUCUUCAACGCCCAUCCCGAUCAACCACGGUCCAGAUCGUCGACGCCGCGGGAGUGACUCGUCCAGUGGAUCGGGUGGUUUCCGCGAUGCACUCGGCCCGGAAAAGUGGUACAUCGGUGGCCGGACGCCGGCGGGCGAAGAACGCUUUUACCGGCUUGGGAUGGUCACUAAGGGGGGUGGAAGACUGGGAGGUGGUGGAAGGGUCGGCAGUAUCGACCAGCUGAGCUUGUAA
Molecule: messenger RNA, 579 nt
Organism: Penicillium argentinense
Lineage: Eukaryota; Fungi; Ascomycota; Eurotiomycetes; Eurotiales; Aspergillaceae
Exons: 1
Coding region: 1-579 (192 amino acids)
Source: RefSeq, a predicted model, not a curated record